Molecule: messenger RNA, 2435 nt
Organism: Cyprinodon variegatus (sheepshead minnow)
Lineage: Eukaryota; Metazoa; Chordata; Actinopteri; Cyprinodontiformes; Cyprinodontidae
Product: transmembrane protein 178B
Exons: 3
Cellular component (GO): membrane
Source: RefSeq, a predicted model, not a curated record
UUAUCUGCAGGUUCAUUUGAAAGAUGCGUCUACAUCAAGUACCACUACUCAUCUGCUGCCAUACCCAAAAAUCUGUCCUACAACAUCACCAAGACAAUACGACAGGAUGAAUGGCACUCCCUACACCUGAGGCGAAUGACUGCUGGUUUUAUGGGCAUGGCCGUGGCUAUCAUUUUGUUUGGCUGGAUUAUUGGAUUGCUCGGCUGUUGCUGGGAAAGAGGUCUCAUGCAGUAUGUGGCUGGCCUCCUUUUCCUCAUGGGAGGAACCUUCUGCAUUAUCUCCCUCUGUACCUGCGUGGCUGGCAUUAACUUUGAGCUCUCCCGUUACCCACGCUACUUGUAUGGCCUUCCUGAUGACAUCGGCCAUGGCUAUGGGUGGUCAAUGUUCUGCGCCUGGGGGGGGCUUGGCCUCACCCUUAUCGCGGGAUUCUUCUGCACCCUGGCUCCCUCGGUCCAGCCAAUACCCAGAUCCACCCACCCCAAAGCUCGGCAAGAGAACGGCACCGUCUGCUAAAGGUGGCGACUGUGGACAGACCGACUACAGUCAUAAAAAAUGGACAAACUGUCCGGCCAACUCAUCUAUCUACUCAUCUCUGUUCUGAUUUCAUAUUUUUAUAUUGUGUGUAUGUUUGAAUGGAUAUCUUGAUAAUCUGUUAUCUUGACCACACAAUAAAAAAAAGAACUUAGUAGAUAUUAUCUUAAAAAAUGAAAAAAUAUGAUUUGCUGUUUAAAAGCAAACUUUUGACAGUGGAUGGAAAGCAGAUUUUAGGAGAAAGUAAAGGAAUAAACCUUUGAAAGUUGCACGGUAACCCUAAACAUAAACGAUAAUCAUUUCCCAGGGAUUCCUUCUCUGCACCGGUGAGACAAAUAGCUGCAGAUCUCAAACCAAUCAGCAGCUAAAAAUGAAGGAAAGCAUUAAAUUGACCUCAGAUCCAUCUCAUACAAACUGGAUUUAACGGUUUCAGGGUUAUCAGCAUUGCUGUGACUGCCUUUGUGCUCCAUACAGUUAGAUGGCUAAGGAAGGUGAAGACAUGACUUCCACUGUUGCAAAUUAUUGUACAGAAUAUUCCAGACAUUUUUAUUAUGGAUUGCUUUUAAUCUGAAUAGGUACAUCCCAUUCUAGACAGUGAUCCUGUUAAAUAUUUUGUACAUUAGGUUUUUAUUUCAGUUUCAUGGAAUCCCCCAUGUGGUGAACAGAUGGUUUACUUUCAGAGCAAUGCUCCUCUGCUUUUCAAACCUAUGUGCUACGGCAAGGUUGUUACAGAGAAUAAAGCUUUGCUGUCUCUUUAGGAAAACUAUUUUCAUUAAUAAAUGCAUACAGAAAUCAGGUAAGUGUAACCCCCCCAACACUAACAUAUUCGUUAUUGCUGUAUUGUUUUUUUUUUUUUUGCUGUCCUUAGAGUGAAAAUCUUCUAUCUUCCAAGCAAAAUGUAUUUUUUUCCUCAUGGUGUUGACUAUCAACUGUUAACUUGUCUGCUUUUCUUUUACCUAUGAGGGAAGUAUUCCAUAUAUAAUGUCAGCACACUUUUAGAGCUGUUCUUUCAUUCCCAGCUAAUAUCACAGUCCAUAUUAUCAUAGACCCAGAAGAAAAAUGUUGCAUAUCUGUAAAACCUUCAACAGUCUUGUCCUCAUUGAUUACUUAACACCUUAGCGUGGACAGUAUUGUAAACAUUACGGGUCGGCAGGAGCUUGUCUUAAGACAGUAACUGGUUUAAUGUGUUCUGUAAUAAAGCUCAAACAAGCAGCAUCCUGUCUUUAAGAAAAACAAGACGUAGUAGGAGUAAUCGACCAUCUACUCUAGAAAACAGAGCCAUGAAUGGAAUCAUUGUUUUAUAAUAUUAAAUGCUUGAACCAUACUUGUGAAAAAGACAAGUGUUGAAGUUCUCAUUUAAGGUUUACAUGUUUAAUUAAUAAAUGGAAGUAAGCAUUUGAAAACCCUUUGGGCCUGAUCCUUAAAGAACCUGAAAAAGGAGCGCUAAAUUGCACAUGCCAAAAAAGUUUUAAAAAAUGAAUCCACUGGACUUUGUUUCCAGGUUGGAAGACGUUUCUCUUUCCAUCCAGGAAGCUUUUUCAGUUCAAAUGUUAGAAAAAGUGUUGAGGCUUUAUAGAGUGGACAUACAAGGCCUGGUUUUUGCUUCGAAAACCAAAUGAAACAAUUAAAACGGAGGAACGGGCUAUCAUCGCAACCCCAACCCCUUUACAGGGGAACAGAAGACCUCCCCUAUUCAGCCAGACCAACAAUUUCCUUUAACAACCCCCCCUUUCAGAGACAUAGACAGGUAUGGGGCAUUUCAGGCUAAGAAAGAAGCUUAACAACCCCCAUUCAUUUCUAUUUGCUCUCUAAAUAAAAACACAGUUUUAUUGGGCUUCUGUAUAAAGCCUGAAACUCAACGCUUUUUCUGACAUUGGAAUUGAAUCUACGGUACUCUAAUGGCU